UUCAGAACACACCAUCAACGCGCGCUGGACAUCCAAUGUGUCCCAGUAUAGACGUCUGAAAAAGUAAGCAGACCAGUGAGUUUCUUCGAGACUUGCGCCCGCUGCACAAAUUUUGACCUUAAGGCUAUACCUCCACUCAUACAUUACAUCACUAUCGUGAGGAACGGCUUGCCUUAUACCUACCUAACCUACUCUAGUUGUACUCUUGGUCUUUGGUCACUGUAACCCCUUCACGCUUGAAAGGGCUAAAUAUUGCCAUCGAAUAAGCUUGCUGCGACAAAAUCAUUUUUCACCCUGUCAUCCGGAGACACCGCAACCAUGAGCAACAGCAGGGUUAUCAAGAUUGGUACUCGCCGGUCGCCACUUGCCAUCAGGCAGGUAGAACAUACCGUUGCACUUCUGCAAAAGGCGCACCCGGAUAUCACAUUCGAAGUGAACGCCAUCGCCACUCAGGGAGACAAGGACAAGGUAUCACCACUGCCUUCAAUGGGGAAGGGCAUGUGGACCAACGAGCUCGAGGCAAUGCUCACUACUGGAGAGGUCGACUUCAUCGUCCACUGCCUCAAGGACAUGCCCACUACCCUCCCGGACAACUGCGAGCUCGGCGCGGUCAUGGAGCGUGAGGACCCGCGCGACGUUGUGGUCAUCAAGCCCAAGCAUGUUCAGGCCGGCUGCAAGACCAUUGCUGAUCUGCCCAAGGGCAGCUUGGUCGGUACCAGCAGCCCGAGGAGAUCGUCUCAGCUCAAGCGGUGGUACCCUGAACUGCGUUUCCGGGACUACCGCGGCAACAUCGAUACGAGGUUGCGCAAGCUCGACGCCGAGGAUGGCGAGUUCGACUGCAUUAUCUUGGCAGCUGCAGGCCUGCACCGCAUGGACCAGCACUCGCGAAUCGCGCAGUAUCUCGACUCGACGACAGAAGGUGGUGGUGUCUUGCACGCCGUGGGACAGGGUGCUCUUGGACUCGAGGUACGAAAGGGCGACAUUGAGACCUUGAAGGUGAUUGAGUGUCUCGUGGACAUGCCGACGAUGAAGGCCGGCUGGGCCGAGAGGACGGUCAUGCGAACACUCGAGGGUGGAUGCAGCGUUCCCAUCGGCGUCGAGACAUCAUGGUCGGACGAGGGCAAAACGCUCAGGCUGAGGGCAACAGUAGUUGCUUUGGAUGGGUCAGAGGCAGUAGAUGCUGACGCGUCCGCCUCCGUUUCCAACCAAGAGGAGGCCGAAGCUCUCGGUAAGCAAGUAUCACAGGUUUUGGUGGAGAGAGGGGCAAAGAAAAUACUCGAUGUCAUCACCCAGACUCGCUUGGCACCGCCAGUGAAGACGGUAGCUGGAGCUGCGGCGUGAUACUGCACUGUACUCCCAAACAUGGCACAAUUCUCAGUGUUACAUACACACCAAGAGACGGGAUGGUCUCUAGGGCUUUAGACAGGAGACAAAAGCAAGCUUUAUGGCAACGGCGAGCAAAGGACUCGGUCUAGAUUUUCAACCCCCUUCCCCGUAAUGCUACAUACAACCCACGUAUAUUGCACUUCAGUGCUGAUUCCGGCAGCUCCAUGAAGCAAAAUGCAGUACUGCGGAUGAUGAUCCUUAAAC
Messenger RNA from Pyricularia oryzae 70-15, 1590 nucleotides. Its product is annotated as porphobilinogen deaminase. Bases 319 to 1341 code for a protein of 340 amino acids. The transcript has a single exon. Gene Ontology annotation, molecular function: hydroxymethylbilane synthase activity. Gene Ontology annotation, biological process: heme biosynthetic process. NCBI's taxonomy places the organism in Eukaryota, Fungi, Ascomycota, Sordariomycetes, Magnaporthales, Pyriculariaceae. The record is from RefSeq and is a predicted model, not a curated record. Gene Ontology annotation, cellular component: cytoplasm.